This is a messenger RNA of Aphanomyces astaci, 537 nucleotides long. RefSeq lists its product as hypothetical. The record is from RefSeq and is a predicted model, not a curated record. The coding region runs from base 1 to 537 and encodes 178 amino acids. Lineage: Eukaryota; Oomycota; Saprolegniomycetes; Saprolegniales; Verrucalvaceae. The transcript is spliced from 3 exons.
AUGGCACUUCUACUGCUCCUCGUGGAUACUCCGGUGCAGGAUGUCCUCCUCUUUCACUGGCCAGGAGAGCGUUCAACCAAUGACUCCACGACGAGUGACCCCAAUGCGGCGCCGCCGCGACUGCCCCGUCAGGCACCACGGAACAAACGCUCGGCAUUAGCUGGCAAUUUCGCCGGGUGCGGCUCGAUGGACGGCAAGACCACUAGAUACUGCCGGCGAAUAGGUGCGAGACGAGGGCUUGAGGUGCGAGACAAUGACGUGGAACACUACAGGGGGACUUGGAGCGGCUAUGGCAGCUGGAACAUAGCUGAGUGGGCGACCAAAUUGCGCAACAGCACGUUCCAAGUGGUUCUCGAGCGAAACCCCGGCACCCCGAUUCAAAACGUGUUCGUCCACGUUGUAGACGUCUUGAUCACGUGGAUCUGCCGCCAGGACACGUCGACGUUGCAUCGGGACGUCCUUGUCCACACACUCAUUGAAAUGCGAGAUCUUUGGUCGACUACCCAACUUGCCCGGCUAAACUCCUCUGUGGUGUAA